Molecule: messenger RNA, 7137 nt
Organism: Leucoraja erinaceus (little skate)
Lineage: Eukaryota; Metazoa; Chordata; Chondrichthyes; Rajiformes; Rajidae
Product: general transcription factor 3C polypeptide 1-like
Exons: 37
Coding region: 54-6962 (2302 amino acids)
Biological process (GO): 5S class rRNA transcription by RNA polymerase III; transcription initiation at RNA polymerase III promoter
Cellular component (GO): transcription factor TFIIIC complex
Molecular function (GO): DNA binding
Source: RefSeq, a predicted model, not a curated record
CUGCCGGCACUUGCCGUAGACGGGCCGGGCCGGGGAGGAGGAGGAGGGCGGCCAUGGACGCGGUGGGCGCGCUGCUGGAUGAGGUGGCGCUGGAGGGGCUGGAUGGCAUCACCGUGUCCACGCUGUGGUUCCGCCUCGACAGCCGCAUCCCCGCCUUCCCGCUGCUGCUCGACGCCGCCACCCGCCGCCUGCUGUGGAGCGGCCUGGCCGCCAGCGUCCACGUCCACUUCCACCUGCUGCCCGAACCCAGGCCGCCGCUCGUCUUCUAUGACAGAUACGAAGAAAUUGAUCCCGAGACAGGAAUUCAGGAGACCAGGAGGGAUCCCACACCCCGGGAAGAUAUCUAUCCCAUUUGCAUCAUUUCCGAUAACAAGGAUGGAAUUCAGGGUUCCUGUCAACAUUUUAACAAGCGAAAAACCAUAACAGCGCAGAUAAGGACUCAGCAGUAUGAACCAUGCUGUACGUUGGACGAAGCCACAGAAAGGUGGGGAGAAAGACUGGUCAUGGUUGCCUCGCAGAUGAUACGUCAUCGAGCUCUAAUUGGAUGGGAAAGUGAUCCAGAGAUAAGUCUGCCUGACUAUUCCUAUUGUAUAUUGGAGAGGUUGGGUAGAGCACGAUGGCAGGGAGAACUCCAGAGAGAUCUUCACAGUGGAGCCUUCAAAAUUGAUGCUCGUAAAAUGCAUUAUCACAGAAGAGUUCUUGACAGAAACCGCUUGAUUACUCUACAAUCCCACGUUAUUCGGCAGCCCAAUGGAAACCAGCAGUAUUCCAUUCUGCUACUGCUCAAACGCUUUCACGUUGAUAGGAGAAGUAAGUACGACAUUUUAAUGGAGAAAAUCUCCAAUAUCCUUGUGAAUCGGCCCAAUCAGCUGGAAGUCAUGUUAACCCUUAGAGAUGAGCUGAAUCUUUGUGAGAGAACUUUCAAAAAACUUUAUCAAUAUAUGGUGACAGCUGGUAUUGCCAAAGUGAUUUCUGUUCCCCUUAAAGAACUGCAUCCUGAGGGUGGACCUUGUGUGACAAAAAAAGGAACUGAGAUUAUUGUUCGUUGCCUGAAAUUAAUAAAGCCAUAUGGGAAAAAAAUAGAUGAUGACGACGAUAUUGAUGAAGAGGAAAGUAAGGGAGUGGAAACAAUGGACGUUGUGUAUGAACGAGACAUGCUUACUCAGGCUUACGAACUAAUUGAGAGAAGAGGCACAAAAGGGAUUUCGCAGACUGAAAUCAGACUGGCGCUGAAUGUUGGGAAACUUGAAGGCAGAAUGCUGUGUCGCCUCUUGGAAAGAUACAAAGUCAUUACGGGAUUCAUGGAAGAUGAAGGUCGCCAGCGCACAACAAAAUAUGUAGCAAAGACGUUUGUGAAGCAGAGCGAGCUGAGCAAGCAAUUUGAAAAGGAAAAGGCUCGAAAUGAGCGGUUGGCAACAACUAACCUCCUGCCGCUUGAUGCUGGUGAAUCCCACUGUGUUAGUCAGCACGCACAAACUUCCCCGAAGAACUUACCGGAAGAUAUGGGCAAAAGUGUGGCAAGCAGCUCAUCAGAGGGGUUAUCAAAGUCAAAUCGUAAUAAAAAGGAUUCUUCAGCAGUAACCUCUGUGCAAAUUAAACCACCUUCUCCCUUGGAGAACAAAGAAAAAAUAUGUGCCAGCUCGCAGAAAAUAACUAAAGGAAAGAAAUUAUUUAAAAAUACAUUAUUAAGAAAAUUAAAAUUGAAAAAAGGUCCCAAAUCCAAAUUGGGCAAAGGUAAGAAAUCAUCUAGUAAACGCAAAGCAGCUGUUAGAAAAAGCCAUCCUGAACAAACAGGCGGGAGUGCAGAUGUGUUAACCAGACAGUUGCAAGCGGAUGUUCAAUUAGAACCCACCCAAGCCCAUUCAAGUCUUAACUCUUCUAUAGAGUCUGAACAUGAUCAGAGUGAAGAGAAUGUUUUAAUCGAAGAGAUAAAAAUUGAAAAAGCAAAGGAGAAGGGCCAUGGAAGGAAGAGGAGACCAUGCAAAAAUAUUUACUUGAAGAGACCUCACGAAACGUUUCGAUUGCUAAAACGACAAAACUUGAUAAUCGAAGCUGUGCGGAAUUUGAAACUGAUUGAAAGCCUAUUUACGCUACAGAAAAUGAUAAUGGAAGAGGAGAAGCAAGAUGGUGUGGUCACCAGAUGCUGUAAGAAAUCCAUAGUAAGAAUGGUUCAGAAGCUGGCUCAGGAAGGACUACUUCGACUCUUCCGGACCACUGUGAUACAGGAUGGCAUCAGCAAGAAGGUGGAGUUUGUUGCUCAUCCUUCUGUGCUUCCCAACGAUCCACUGGUAAAAAGUGCCAUUGAGCAAGUUCGAUUUAGGAUCUCCAGUUCUUAUACUGUUCAUCGAAUGAAAUCAAUGCAAGUCCAGGCUCAGAAAGAAAAACAAAAGCAGGCAAAGGAAAGCAGUUCAGUGACUGCGUUGAGUGAAAUGGAACCAAACAAAAAUGCAGAAGUGACCAACAAAUCUUCUACAACCAAAACAGAUGUGAAAAUGGGUGUCACUCCCCUGAAGAAUUAUCAUCCCUUAAUAGUUCCUGGGCUGGGUCGCUCGCAUGGGUUCCUUCCGAAGAUGCCACGGCUACGCCUAGUCCACAUGUUCUUGUGGUACCUCAUUUAUGGUCACCCUCUCCAAAAAACGCCAAAGGAUUCGUCCACGUCGGUACCUGCUGCACCAAACAGUGAUAAAAGAGAGGACUCGUCUUCAGAAGCCCCUGGGGAUGCUGUUGCAUCUACGUCCAAUUACACCGCAGAUGCUGUAGUAGAAGUGAACAAUCCAACUGCCAGUGGAGAGCCAGUGGAAACCUCCAGUGCUAUUGAAAUUGAUGACGGACACCAGUGGGAGGAAGAACUUGACCACUUGUGUUUGAAAGAGACUGUUUACGUGGAUGAGGCGUCGUGGAAGAGAUUUAUCCCUCCUCUGCCCAUUCACAGAGAAUUUGGAUAUGGUUGGGGUCUCAUUAGUGACAUACUGCUCUGUAUUCCGCUUUCUAUCUUUGUUCAGAUAGUACAAGUCAGCCACAAGGUUGAAAAUCUGGAAGACUUUUUAAAUGAUCCUGUCUUGAAACACACUUUGAUCAGGAGCCUGCCACAACCAAUGAGGCAGCAGCUUCUUUAUAAGCGGCGAUACAUAUUUUCCUUCUUUGAGAGCCUGCAACGUCUUUGUUACAUGGGGUUGUUGCAGUUCGGUCCAACUGAAAAAUUUCAAGAGAAAGAUCAGAUUUUCAUUUAUCUAAAAAAGAAUGCCAUGAUUGUUGACACGACGAGCUGUGAUCCUCACUAUAAUUUGGCCAGAAGCAGCAGGCCAUUUGAUAAUCGUUGCUAUGCCCUCAAUAGUAUGCAAGAGGUAGAAAGCUUCUGGUUCGAUCUCAUGUGUGUCUGCCUGAAUACACCACUGGGAGUUAUACGGGUUCCUCGCUUAAAUAAAAGUGGCCAUUCAGCUCCUGAAGGAACACCUGAAGUGUCUGUGCUUCACUCAGAGCUGGAACAGGAUACAGCUGCUAAGAACACCGUGGAGAACAAGUGUUCCCUGCUGGAAUAUGCAACGGGUAGUCGGAAGUUGAUGGAAGAUGGGAAACUUCCGGGUGAUGGUCUUGGAGCAGCAGGGCUUGAUUCGAGUUUCUUUGGCCAUCUAAAAAGAAACUGGAUCUGGACCAGUUAUAUUUUGAGCAAUGCUAAAAAGACCCUCAACAUGUCUGAGAGCAGCACAAUGCGAUUACAAAGUUUCCUUAACAAGCAUUCUCUUCCUCUUGGAGUUGCAGGAAAUAAAUUCAAGAUGUUAGGGAUGCUCAGAUCUAUGCACGGAUCUCUUGCCAAGGAUAAAGAAGAAAUCCGAAUUGAAAAAGAAAGCAACGUUGGCAGAAACAAGCGGGUCGCUGGUGGAAAAGGACAGAAAAGAAAACGACUGGAAAAGGAGAGUGGGAAAAAAACAAGAAAAAAGAAAAAGAAAGAGGAAGCACCAGCACAGGGGAAUGUUAAGAGACGCUUCACAGACGAUGCUGAUAGGAGUGCACUGCGUCGUAUGACCAAACUUCGUGUAACAUGGACUGCCCAGGAAGACAGUCUUCUUAUGCUCUGCCGAGUAGCCAGCCACGUUCUUAACAAAAAGGUGAAAGGACCUUUUGUCCCUUGGCAAACGGUCAGAGAUGUCUUGCAUGAUUAUUUUGAAGAGGCUUUGGAUAAAACGUCUCUUGCUGUGGGCCGUCGAUCACGUUAUAUCCUCAAGAAUCCCCAGACGAUGCUUAAUUACAGAAUUUGUCUUGCUGAAGUCUAUGAAGACCAUGCCCUAAUAGAUGAAGUCAUGAAUAAAAAGGACAACUACCAAGACAGCAAGGUUUGUACAGAAGAGUUCAAGGAAUUUGUCAGAAAACUGAGAGAAAAAUUCAGAUCCACGAUAGGAUCUGGAAACAUUGAUAUUCCCGAUACACUGCAGGAAUUGUUUGUCAGAUUUAAAAUACUGGUCGUCGGGGAAGAAGGGAGUGAAGUCCAAAAGCAAGAUGUCAUAAAAAGCAUUGACGAUAUUCAUUAUUUGGUUCUGCAAAAUUUUAUUCAGAGCACCCUGGCUCUAUCUGAUACACAGAUGAAAUCAUGCCAGUCCUUUCAGACAUUCCAUCUUUAUAAGCAAUACAAGGAUGACAUCCUCGUGAAAGUGUUCCUCGAGUUCCAACAGCGGAGUUUGGUAAACCGUCGCAGAGUCAGUAAAGCAUUGGGGCCAAAGAAGAGCAGAGCGUUACCCUUUGCAUCAAUGUCCUAUCAGCUGUCACAGACUUACUACAGGAACUUCGUCUGGCGUUUUCCAAGUAAUAUAUGUUCUGAAUCGUACAAGUUUUUACAAAAGCUGAAGACUGCAGGAAUGGAGGACCUCCCCAACAUCUUCUCCUUCCAGGAUAAGGAUGCACCUGUUGAGACUGACAUGCUCACCUACCCUCUGGAUGGAAAUGGUGGCUGCUGUGUGGCCACAGUGUCUUUGUUUAUCCUCGGUCUGUUGUCUUUCCACGUCUCAAUCCCCGAGCAGAUCGUGGUUGUGGACAGUACGCUGGUAGACAAUGAAGUUAUAAAAAGGUUGGGGAAGGAAGGCUUGGAUGACGAUGAGGAAGAUGACAUGGAAGACGUUGGAAAUAAGCCCAAAUUUGAAGUGAAGGCUCCUCAGGCCUCGCAUACUAACUAUUUACUGAUGCGGGGGUAUUAUGCACCGGGCAUAGUGAGCACACGCAACCUUAAUCCAAAUGACAACAUUGUGGUAAACUCCUGUCGGGUGAGGCUAAAGGUCCGUUCAACGCCAGCGCAAGGAAGCUUGAGCACCCAUGAUGCAGAUCCAGCCACUUUGUUUGAGACAGCAUCAGGACCAGAUGCUCUUCCUCAGACAUUCACAAAGGUGCUGAAGCCCAACUCGUAUGAGUACGGAGGGGAGAAAGUUCAAAAGCGCUUUGUGGAUGAGCUCGGGUACAGUCCCGAGGAUCUGACUGCCGUGCAGGAAAUCUCCAGUGCGAUUGAAGCCUGUUCCACCUUUGGGAUGGAGACAACAAAACUAGUGCAACAAUUUCUUCAGUACGAGGAGGUGCUGAAUGCAAGGACCAAGUCAUUAAAGCAAUACCUGCAGGAUUUGAAAGUGUUGGACCAGAUCGUAGUAGUCGGCAGCUCAGCAGCACGGGUGGUGGCGAUAACGCAUGCUCACCCCUGGCUGCUUCAUCCAUUUCGUGUCUGGAAAAGUGGGGAGAAGUCUGUGUCUCUGAGUUCACCCGAGGGGGGGUCCAAAAGCAGCUCUGAAAUAAACCCUUCAGAAUCUGACACAAGAAACAUUCCGCCCUGUGAGCAAAGUGACACGCAUAAGAAGAGUAUAAAGUCUGGUUUUAGUUCAAUCGUUACAAAGGAGAGUGUUGAAGAGCACAGUUCGGAGUCCACAACUGCACAGGAUGUCUGUGUGAGUCGUGUGUGUACAGUGACUGCGAAUAGGAAAAGAACUAUUGAGGAGAUUGGCACUGGAAACAUUGACCGUGAGCGUCCUUGUAAAAGAUCUUGUCAGGGCAGUGACUCUUCUGAACUAAGGAGGGAUUCCUCGAAUGGGGACAAUCCAGACAGCACAUCAGAUGAAACAAGAAGCAAACUCUCCCAGCACCAGUUCCCUUCUACCUCUUCAUCAGGAGCUAAUCUUGUCAAAUACCCGGAUUUGCAGAGUGAGCCAGUAAGGCCAGGUUGUGAACAAGAUGGGAACAGAGAUGAAAGUUGUGAGGUGCUUAACUCUUCACUUGAUGUUAAAGGUCUGAGGGCCUCUUCCAAAAUGACUGCUGCGAAGGAUGGGGGACAACAAGGUUCCCAGUUGGUGCAAGAAGACGAUGCCCAAGCAGAGAGCACAGCAGGUGAGGGAAACACUGAAGCAAUACAUCCUGUACGUGGGCAGCUUCUCAAAGGCGAUAUAUCUGUGGUGAAUUCAGGGGAGGAUUUACAGCAUGGUGAAAAUCCUCCAAUGAACCUGAGGCAGGACAGAUCAGGACUUCAGGAGGAAGGGGAUUCAGUCAAGGAGAAUGUGAAGAUAGAAGGUAUCUUGCAAAGCGAAUCAGACAAAGAAUACGAGCAGAUUAGUUUCUUCUGCCAUCCCUGGAGAAUUGUUGAUGGGAGCCUGAAUAAACCUGUCUGUAAAGGAAUGAUAGAAGCUGUGCUGUACCACAUCAUGGCAAAACCUGGCAUCACAGAACAGAAACUAAUAAGCUACUACAGUGCUGUUCUGCAGCCUGUGAUUGUGAUGGAGUUAUUACAGGGUCUAGAAGCCGUUGGGUGCAUCCAGAAACGCUACUUAACCAAAAGCAAGCCGGUGUCCUUGUUUUCCACUCCAACAGUUGUUUCCGAGAUGCAGGAGCACAAGUUGUCUGAGCCCAACACUGUAUUUUAUGAGCCAACCAUCGACUGUGUGAUAAAACUCAGCAGAGUCUUUCCACACGAAUCAAACUGGAACAAGUGGAUACAGUAACGUUACAGUUUACCUUUGGUCUUCACAUGAGGAACCUCUCUGUAAGUGCUGUGACUGCUCCUGUACACAAGGUUUGCAAACUUGCGUGACUAUAUUUAUAGAACAGUUGAAGGUCCAUUUAAGAGGAAAUAACCCUGGAUUACUUGAGAAUGCAGAAAUAAAUCUUUUUACCAAA